AUGCAAUCGAAUCUUUUCACUGACACUGCAAAGAAAAACUCCAUGGAAGCAGCAACAGAAUCUAGAAAAAUGGGUUUUCAUCUCUAUGAUCCAGAUGAGGAAGAUGAGCAGGAGGAAAGCGCCAAGGAGCCUCAACUAAUUCCUACAGAAUUAGUCCCCCCUCGUGCUGGCAGUUCCUCUCUGUUGAAACUUCCUUCCUCGCGUUCAGAGUCCAUUGAUGCCCAAUCGCCAUGCUUUGUCUACGAGUUAACUGGAAUUGUCAUUCAUUCAGGACAAGCACAUGCCGGACAUUACUACUCAUUUAUCAGAGAUCGGGGACGAAUGGAACCAUAUAAAGGCUUUGAUCGAGAGAGAUCGCAAUCAAUAACCGCCAUGUUGGGUCCACAUAAUUUUCAAAAUCCAAUUCGCAAUUUCGUUAGAACCGAUACUCUAACCCAAGGGGCAGAUGAUAUCGCCACUGGCAAAGACGCAAGCCAACCUGAACGAUGGUUAAAAUUCAACGACACCUAUAUUGAGGAAGUCGAUAUGACAGAUGAGUUUCUUCAGCAAGAAUGCUUUGGAGGGACAUACCUCGCUGAAACUCCAGUCGACGAAGGACGCUCUCAAAAACCCCGGUUUUCCGUUGACCUAGUUCAUAGUCCUGUGCCACGAGGGAGCCACCGAUCAGUUCAAUUCAGUCGACCUCUCCACUCCAAUUCAACAAACACCACAUCUGUAACGCGUCAACCACAACUUUCCUUGGGACAGACUUCCAACCACCUUCGUGCUUCUCCCAUUCCAAGUGGUAGACCAUCUUCCACUUGUCUUUUUGCUCUCAGUGGAAGUAAUGGUGGAUUAGAUGGCAGAAAGGAUUCAUUGACUGGGGAGAUACGCUCUGACUCUCCAGUGGAUUCGACGCUUCCGACUGCAGGUAGUGGGACCAACGCUGAUAACGCUUCAUCGUCUGCUGAUGAAAUGCUUCAUCGGAUUAGAAAACAAAAUCUGGCAUUCUUGAGAGAUCAGAGUAUACUUUCACCGGAUUAUGUCAGUUUCACGUAUAACCUAGCCCAAGGAGUGCUUGUGGACACAGCUGCAUUGCAACUGGAACCGGAGCGAGCAAUAAUGGGCUGUCAAAUGGUGGCAAACUUUCUCUUUGCCACCUAUCUGGCACUCCACGCCUCCGUGAAGGUGUCAAUUUCACCAGAACUUUGCAAACGACUCCUCGGUCUUUGUGCACCAGCACCUCAGAAUGGUGGAGAGAAGUCAAGUCACCAUCAUACCUCGGCAUCAGAACAGGCUAGUCUUCAAGAAGCAGGCACGAAGUUGGACACCCAUUGGAUGGAAACCCUACUUGCUUUAAUGACUGCAAAUGCGCAAGCUAUUUCCUGGUCGCUGGGCUUUCUUGUUCGCUCACCAACCAAGCCUAUUUUGAAUUAUGUGCUUGCGUGCCCAAAACCCCAACUGAGACAUCAAUCUGCUCGGCUUGUCGGAAUUGUACUGAGCACAUUCUAUGCCUCAAAGGACGCAAGUAUCCUUGACGCGGCACUCAAUAAUUUGGUGGAUUAUCUUCUUGACCUACUCUCUGUUGAAGUGCCGACAUACACUCACCAUUGUGGUUCCUACUUCGGUCUCCUUCGGGGUUAUGUUGAAACCUGCCCUCACGCCAGUGUCCACCUAAGCAAUCGAAGUGGAACACGACGUCUACUCUGCUUCUUGGUUGAGGAGGACUCUGAACACGAGGAAACUUUAUCAAUCGACACAGGAGCACUGUCACCAAUUCCGCCCAAUCCCAUUUCAACGUCUAUUGGAACAGAAGCUGGACCGCUUUCAAUUGCUGUACCUUCAAUUGUCUCACCACAAAAAGACGCUGGAUUUCCUACCUGGGCGAGCGCCCUGAGAAACUGGACAGCAAGUCAGGGUAAAGAAUUGGGAAAUUUCUACCUUCUCUUGGCACAUAUGCUUCUUCAGUCCAACUUUGACCAGUUCAGGAACUGUCGUAAGUCAACUUACUAUUUAAAUUAA
Molecule: messenger RNA, 2001 nt
Organism: Rodentolepis nana
Lineage: Eukaryota; Metazoa; Platyhelminthes; Cestoda; Cyclophyllidea; Hymenolepididae
Source: the annotation of a GenBank genome assembly